Gamsiella multidivaricata is the source of this 483-nucleotide messenger RNA. RefSeq lists its product as uncharacterized. Gene Ontology annotation, molecular function: protein binding. The record is from RefSeq and is a predicted model, not a curated record. Bases 1 to 483 code for a protein of 160 amino acids. The transcript has a single exon. Lineage: Eukaryota; Fungi; Mortierellomycota; Mortierellomycetes; Mortierellales; Mortierellaceae.
AUGACCAAAGCACCCCAGAAUCCACUCCAGAUACCAGAGCUACGUGCCCAGGUUGCACGAUUCCUUGCCGUGGAGGACACCGUUGCAUGCGCGCAAGUUUGCAAGGCCUGGACAGACCACUUUGUGUAUCCUAUAUGGCACGCCAUCGACUUUGACGAGGAAAUGGAUCUCCACCAUCUCGGUCAAGACGCUCUUCGAAAAUAUGGACAGUACAUUCGCAUCGUCAAGAACCUUACAGAAGAGUCCGACCUGAGCAUCAUCCUCUGGUCACAGGCGUCCCAGCUGGAGCAUCUCACAGUGGUUGUGCAAGAUACGGCACGCUUCUAUGCAACGACAUUAUCCGCCGCAGCAGCACCACUCUCCUAUCCCUGGAUAUCUCCUGUCUGGCUUCCCCAGGGUCGUAUUUAUCGCUCGAAGCAUUCUAUCAGCGUCCCGGAACUGCAACAGCCUCGAAAUUGUCCUCACUCACCAUCAGUAGGCUGA